Anopheles marshallii is the source of this 594-nucleotide messenger RNA. RefSeq names its product protein lin-7 homolog C (gene veli). Gene Ontology annotation, molecular function: protein binding. Lineage: Eukaryota; Metazoa; Arthropoda; Insecta; Diptera; Culicidae. Bases 1 to 594 code for a protein of 197 amino acids. The transcript has 2 exons. The record is from RefSeq and is a predicted model, not a curated record. Gene Ontology annotation, biological process: protein localization to basolateral plasma membrane; maintenance of epithelial cell apical/basal polarity; neurotransmitter secretion. Gene Ontology annotation, cellular component: cell-cell junction; basolateral plasma membrane; synapse.
AUGGCAAACGUAUGCGAGCCCCUAACGCUGGCGAAAGAUGUAAAACGCUCAAUCGAAUUGUUGGAAAAGUUGCAAAUGAGCGGCGAAGUGCCCGCCACCAAACUGGCGGCCCUGCAAAAAGUGCUGCAGAGUGAUUUCCUGAACGCUGUGCGGGAAGUGUACGAGCACGUUUACGAAACGGUCGACAUCCAGGGUUCGCUCGAUGUGCGUGCGUCUGCUACGGCCAAGGCCACGAUUGCAGCAUUCGCCGCCAGCGAAGGACACGCCCAUCCGCGCGUCGUCGAGCUGCCCAAAACGGACGAAGGGCUCGGGUUUAAUGUGAUGGGCGGCAAGGAACAAAAUUCGCCCAUCUACAUCUCGCGUAUCAUUCCCGGCGGUGUGGCCGAUCGGCACGGAGGGCUUAAGCGUGGUGAUCAGCUGCUGUCCGUGAAUGGUGUGUCCGUCGAGGGUGAAAAUCACGAAAAGGCCGUCGAGCUGCUCAAGCAAGCGGUUGGCUCGGUAAAGCUGGUCGUUCGCUAUACGCCCAAGGUGCUGGAGGAGAUGGAACUACGGUUCGAUAAGCAGCGCGCUGCUCGGAGGCGCCAACAGUAUUAA